This is a messenger RNA of Oncorhynchus keta (chum salmon), 2526 nucleotides long. Its product is annotated as solute carrier family 2, facilitated glucose transporter member 1-like. The record is from RefSeq and is a predicted model, not a curated record. Gene Ontology annotation, molecular function: hexose transmembrane transporter activity. Lineage: Eukaryota; Metazoa; Chordata; Actinopteri; Salmoniformes; Salmonidae. Gene Ontology annotation, cellular component: basolateral plasma membrane; apical plasma membrane. The transcript has 11 exons. Bases 385 to 1941 code for a protein of 518 amino acids. Gene Ontology annotation, biological process: monosaccharide transmembrane transport; response to insulin.
UACGCAGAGAGCAUCUCGUUUUUCAUAGGUUGAUGGAAGCUGGGCUAUUGUCGAAAGGGGAACGUGCGGAUUGUCGCGCAUCCACCCCACGAACCUGAGCUAUAGGAAACGAAAAACGUAGACAUUUUCAAGAGGCUGUUUUUACAGUACCGCAUUUGUGCCAGUGGAAUCGUUAAGGGUGAGAGAGGAAUAGCACGUCUGGUCACGACAGUUUCAGCACCAAGGACAGCGACGAACCAGUUCCUUAUUUUUUGAGGCUGCAGCUUUGAAGACUGGGCGGUUCCGCAAGCCUUUUCUACCUGAAGAUCUUUUCUCUUGUCCUCCUGUCCUGUUUGUCAACUUCUUAUCAAGAGCUGCUUUUUGUUAUUGAAUAUCGCACUGAAGAUGGUGGAGGAAGAGAAAAAGCAGGUGACAGGAUACCUCCUUUUCUCCCUGGCCACUGCAGUCAUUGGCUCGCUGCAGUUUGGCUACAACACAGGGGUCAUUAAUGCACCGGAACAGAAACUGCGGGCUUUCUUCAACAACACGUGGAUGGAGAGGUAUGGCGAGCCCAUCAAACCAGGAACGUGCACCAUUGUGUGGAGCUUUUCGGUGGCCGUCUUUAGCGUGGGCGGCAUGGUGGGCUCCUUCAGCGUCGGAGUGAUGGCAGACAGAUUUGGGAGGAAAUUGUCCAUGUUCCUGGUCAACAUCCUGGCUGUGAUUGGAGGCCUCCUCAUGGGUUUCUCCACCCUCUGCUCCUCGUACGAGAUGGUCAUCGCCGGACGCCUCGUCAUCGGCCUCUUCUGCGGCCUCUUCACCGGCCUUACGCCCAUGUACGUGGGGGAGCUGUCCCCCACCCCUCUACGGGGCGCUUUCGGCACCUUGCACCAGCUGGGCGUGGUUAUUGGCAUCCUCGUGGCUCAGAUCUUUGGCUUGGAGUCUCUGCUGGGGUCGGACAAGUUGUGGCCUCUGCUACUGGCUCUGACGGUCGUCCCGGCCCUGCUGCAGUGUAUCCUGCUGCCCUUCUGUCCUGAGAGCCCUCGCUUCCUCCUCAUCAACCAGAACAAGGAGGAGCUGGCCCGCAAAGCCCUGGUGCGUCUGCGUGGCUCCGACGACGUGAGUAAAGACAUGCAGGAGAUGAAGGAGGAGAGUUCCAAGAUGGCCAUGGAGAAGAAGGUGACCAUCCCUGAGCUGUUCCGCACCGCAGCCUAUCGGCAGCCGCUCCUCAUCGCCGUCAUGCUCCACCUCUCCCAGCAGCUCUCCGGAAUCAAUGCUGUGUUCUACUAUUCAACUGGUAUCUUUGAGUCAGCCGGUGUCACCCAACCCAUUUACGCCACUAUUGGAGCAGGAGCUGUUAACACUGUCUUCACUGUGGUAUCUCUCUUCCUGGUCGAGAGGGCGGGACGAAGGACUUUGCAUCUCGUCGGAUUGGCCGGAAUGGCCGUCAGUGCCCUGCUCAUGACUAUUGCCCUCCUGUUGAAGGGCUACUCGUCUCUGAGCUACCUGAGCAUUGGGGCAGUGUUUCUGUUCGUGGCCAUGUUUGAGAUGGGGCCUGGUCCUAUCCCAUGGUUCAUAGUGGCGGAGCUCUUCUCCCAGGGUCCGCGGCCUGCCGCCAUAGCAGUGGCCGGCUGCUGCAACUGGACUGCCAACUUCCUGGUGGGAAUCAGCUUCCCCAAACUGGAGGAGCUGUGUGGGCCUUACGUCUUUAUCAUCUUCAUGAUCUUACUGAUCUUCUUCUUCAUCUUCACCUUCAUCAAAGUCCCAGAGACCAAGGGCAAGACCUUUGAUGAGAUCGCCCGUGAGUUUGGCGGGGCCACCCUGCCCCCUGCCACCUCUGUGGGAGCUCCUCCCACUAGUAUCAGCGUAACACUUCCUGCCUCGCCAAUAAAGGAGAAGGUUCCAUUGGUGGAGGCGGCAGCAGCAGAGGAUAGGUCCAACUCAACUGUACAGGAGAGCUUGUAGAAUCCUGUGUUGGGUCAAUGGUUAAAGGUCAAGGGUUGGGGGUCAGCUGGUUCAAAAACAGAUCAAAGCUUAAUUCUUUGGCAGUUCAGGUACAUGGGGACAAGUGUUUGACGUGAAGGUAAAUAUACCGUUCGUGUACAUGGAAAGCCAAAACACACAUUUUUGGGUGGAUACAGUAGCUAGAAUGAAUUAGUGUUAUUUUUUCUAAUUUCUUUCUGUCACGUGUAAUAUAUUUCUCAGCCUAUAGGUCAAAAUGUGUAUUUUAAUUGUGUUGCCUUCUUUUCCUGAGGGCAUCAUCAUUUAAACAGCUUUUAGUAAAGCCAAAGUGGGUCUAGUCAAAGCAAACAACCUCAAUAGUGUUUCUGAUAAACAGUAGUUUUAACAGUGAAACAGUAGAUUAGGGUCAAUUGCAUUGGUUGGCUUUCAUGGUUUUAGAAAUAGCUUUUUUAAAUAACCCAAUAAUCUCAGAAUGAUCAUACUUGACAGUUAAUUUCAACAGUUGUUGUAUUUGAGAACAAAAUAAUAUGCUUAUACCCUACUCAACAUAAGAAUCCACUGCUAAAAAUCACAUUCAGAUGGUUGCAU